AUGGCGAUGGACACGGACACGAUUCCGAACCUUCUAGGCGACGCGCGGGACCAGGCGCCGGAGGAACUGCAGGAAUACUUCAUCGCCUUCGAGGACUACUGGGAGCGAAAGCUGUGGCACGAGCUGACGGACAAGCUUAUUGAAUACUUUGACCACCCCGAGAGCGCAAAGCAGCGGAUACCCUUCUUCGAUAUCUUCAUCAAGAGCUUCGCGAAUAAGAUCAACCAGCUCAAGCUCGUCACCCUGGGGCUGAACGCAGCAACACAAUACAAGGAUGACAAGGAGCGCCUCAACUUCGUCGACAACCUCGCAAAGAGCGUCAACAAGCCCGCAUCACAAGACGCAUACGUCUACGCCACAGUCGCCGCUGCCAGCAUCCAGCUGCGGUUACGGGACGAAGAGGGAGCCAAGAAGAAGCUGGACGAGUGCGAGCAGAUACUCGAAGGCUUUGAUUCAGUGGAGACGGUCGUGCAUGCGUCCUUCUACCGUGCCAGCGCAGAGUACUACAAGUCGAAGCACGAGUUCGCCGCCUACUACAAGAACGCCCUGCUGUUCCUCGCCUGUGUCGAUCUUACCGACCUCGAGCUGCGAGAACGCCAGUCCCGCGCAUACGACCUCAGCAUUGCCGCCCUCGUGUCCGAUUCCAUCUAUAACUUCGGCGAGCUGCUACUACAUCCCAUCCUCGACUCACUAGUCAACACCCCGCACGCAUGGUUGCGAGACCUCCUCUUCGCCUUCAACCGCGGCGACUUGAUCGCAUACGAUGUUCUUGCAGGCAACAUCUCCAAGGUCCCGCUCCUCAAGGAGCACCAAACAUUCCUCUACCAGAAGAUCUCCCUCUCCGCGCUUACUGAGACCGUCUUCCGCCGCCCGCCACACGAUCGUGCUAUGACGUUUGCCGAGAUAUCACAGGAGACAAAGGUGCAGCCGAAGGAGAUCGAACACUUGAUCAUGAAGGCAUUGAGCUUGGGGCUGGUGAGGGGUCAGAUCGACCAGGUCGCGGAGAUUGCGCGGAUCAACUGGGUACAGCCAAAGGUACUAGAUAUGAAGCAGAUUGAGAGCAUGCGAUCGAGGUUGAAGGAGUGGGAUGCCAGCGUCAACCAGCUCGGCAACUGGAUCGAGGGCGUCGGUAAGGACGUCUGGGCUGCUUGA
Molecule: messenger RNA, 1152 nt
Organism: Cucurbitaria berberidis CBS 394.84
Lineage: Eukaryota; Fungi; Ascomycota; Dothideomycetes; Pleosporales; Cucurbitariaceae
Exons: 2
Coding region: 1-1152 (383 amino acids)
Biological process (GO): ubiquitin-dependent protein catabolic process
Cellular component (GO): cytosol; nucleus; proteasome regulatory particle, lid subcomplex
Molecular function (GO): structural molecule activity
Source: RefSeq, a predicted model, not a curated record